AUGAUAUGCACUUGGAACAUUAGGGGUUUGAGCUCCCCAAAUAAGCAAUCAGAGAUGGUUUCUUUGAUUUGCAGGAAUAAAUUGAAGAUGAUGGGUAUAAUUGAAACUAGAGUGAAUGUUAAUAAAUUUGAUAGUGUGUGGAAGUCCUUAAAAGCUAAGUUGCCUGGUUGGGAGGUUGUUAAUAAUUACAAUUCUGUUGAUAGAAUUGAUCUUUGGGAUAAGUUAUUGGAGAUUAGCCAAAGUAUGAGGGAGAAAUGGAUCAUUUUUGGUGAUUUUAACUCUGUGAGUGAUUCGAAUCUCUUUGAGCUUAAGAAGAUUGGAAGUAAUUUUACCUGGACAAAUAACCAGUAUGGUGAUGAUCGUAUUUGGAGGAAAAUAGACUGGUGUUUUGUGAAUAAUUGUUGGCUAGAGAAAUGGCCUGAGUCAUUUUAUGAUGCUAGAUCUCCUACUAUUUCAGAUCAUAGCCCUCUGGUAGUAAGUAUGAGAUCAAGACCUAGUGAGAGGAAAAUUAGUUUCAAGUUCUUCAAUGUUUGGUGUGAGCACCAAAACUUUAUGAAUAUUGUUAAAGAUGUUUGGGAGAAAAGGGCAGAUCUUCAAAAUGAUCCUUUUAAUAAAGUGCUACAUGAUGAAGAGAGGGCUGUGAGUAUGCACUUAUUCAAGCUUUUGAGCUGGGAAGAAAGUAUUGCAAAGCAAAAGUCUAGAAUGCAGUGGAUUUGUUUAGGGGACCAGAAUACAAAGUUCUUCCAUAUAUGCAUAAAGCAGAGAGAAGCAAGGAAGAGAAUUGUGGCUAUUAGAUCUGCUGAAGGAGUUGUUAUUGAGGAUAAUGAUAAGAUCAAAGAUGAGAUUCUGAGACACUACAUGAAGUUUAUUGGGUCUGCUGAGCAGAACAGAACAAAUACAAAUCCUGCAAUCUUUGAUUAUGGUCAUAUGCUGGAUGAUGGAGAUAGAGAUUACUUAGAUGCUGUUGUUUUAGAUGAUGAGAUAAAGUCUUCUUUAUUUGAUAUUAAUGGUGAUAAAGCCCCAGGACCUGAUGGGUAUAAUAGCAAUUUUUUCAAAAAGAGUUGGAGCAUUAUUGGGGAGGAUAUAAUUGAUGCUGUAAAAGACUUCUUCAGAUCAGGUAUUAUGCUCAAACAAGCUAAUGCUACUGUCAUUUCUCUAAUUCCUAAAAUUAAUGACCCUAAGACUAUUAAUGAUUAUAGACCUAUCUCUUGCUGUAAUGUAAUGUAUUAA
Mercurialis annua (annual mercury) is the source of this 1230-nucleotide messenger RNA. RefSeq lists its product as uncharacterized. The transcript is spliced from 4 exons. The coding region runs from base 1 to 1230 and encodes 409 amino acids. The record is from RefSeq and is a predicted model, not a curated record. Gene Ontology annotation, molecular function: catalytic activity. Lineage: Eukaryota; Viridiplantae; Streptophyta; Magnoliopsida; Malpighiales; Euphorbiaceae.